UGUAAUACUGUAACCUAACCUAAUAUUAUUGUGUACAUUAACAGAUUUAUUUGGACAAUUUGUUUAAAUAAAAACAUCAAACUUUUAAAUUUAGGAUACUUUAAGUACGAAGUGGUAAUAAAACUCGACAAUUUUUCUGAAAAUACAACUUCCUGAUCAUAAAGACCAGUAAUGUAACAUAACCUUUCCUGUGAUCAAUUCAUAGUUCGAAACUUUUCAAUUGUUUUAGUAUUUUACAAUUAAAAACAAAAUUUUCGACAUUCCACACCUCUUUUCUAAAAUGUUGGGAUUCACAAGAUAUGCUCGUUUAGUGUACCUUCCAAAAUUAUGUAGAUGUUUAAGCGCUGCACAAAUACAAAAUGCGGCUUUUCACCGUGUCCCAAACAAUUCAAAAGUACUUGCCAAUAUUAGCUCAUUCAGAUUAUAUACAACCCAAACUCAGACCGCAGGAAAUAAUCAACCACAAUCCAAAGAGACUGAGAAACUGAUUGGUAGUGCAAGUAAACAUGAAUUUCAAGCAGAAACAAAAAUGUUACUGGAUAUUGUUGCAAGGAGCUUAUAUUCAGAGAAAGAAGUAUUCCUUAGAGAACUUAUCUCAAAUGCUAGUGAUGCCCUUGAAAAAUUUAGAUACAAUUUAUUAACAAAACCAGAUAAGGAGCCAAUACAUGAGCCAGACAGACCACUUGAAAUCCACAUUAAAACGGAUAAACAAAAUAGAACACUUAUUAUACAGGAUACAGGCAUUGGAAUGACCAGAGAUGCUCUAAUAUCAAAUUUGGGAAUAAUUGCAAGGUCAGGUUCAAAGGCAUUCUUGGAGCAAGUUCAAGGCAAAUCUUCACCUGAAAAUGCUAGCAAAAUUAUUGGACAAUUUGGUGUUGGUUUUUACAGUGCCUUUAUGGUGGCAGACAAGGUUGAUGUAUAUACCAAAGCAGCAAAUGAGAGUAAUGGUUACAAGUGGAGUUCUGACGGGUCAGGGAGUUACGAAGUACAACUUGCUGAAGGUGUUAAUUAUGGAACUAAAAUUGUCAUAACUCUCAAACCCGAAUGUAGGGAAUAUGCCGACGAGGAAGUUGUGAAAAAAGUUAUUCAGAAGUAUAGCAACUUCGUGGGACACCCGAUUUAUUUAAAUGGAAACGUUGUAAAUACUGUUGAGGCGAUUUGGUUGAAAGACCAGAAGAAUGUCACUAAACAACAACACCAUGAAUUUUACAGAUACAUUAGCAACAGUUAUGAUUUACCCAGAUUUAUCCUUCACUAUCACGCUGAUGUUCCGCUGUCGAUUCAUGCUCUCCUGUACUUCCCUGAAGGAAAACCAGGCCUUUUUGAAAUGUCACGAGAAACACACUCAGGUGUCGCGCUGUACACCCGAAAGGUACUCAUAAAAAGCCAGACAGAUAACAUUGUGCCCAAGUGGUUACGGUUUCUGAAGGGUGUCGUUGAUUCAGAAGAUUUACCGUUAAAUCUAAGCAGGGAACUUCUCCAAAACAGCACACUAAUUAAUAAACUAAGAGAUGUCUUAACCGGUCGAGUUAUUAAGUUCCUUCAGGAGCAAUCAAAGAAGGCAACUGACGAGUAUCUCAAAUUUUAUACUGAUUACGGGAUAUUUUUAAAAGAGGGCAUAAUAACAAACCAAAACCAGUCAGAAAAGGAAGAAAUCGCGAAGUUGUUACGUUUCGAAUCUUCCCACAAAGAUGCCAACGUGAAAGUUGGAUUUGAAGAUUACGUUUCCGGUAUAAAGGAAUCUCAAAAAAUUAUCUACUACUUAGCCGCACCAAGUCGUGCAUUAGCAGAAGCCUCUCCAUAUUACGAGUCUUUGAAGCAGAAACAGUACGAAGUUCUUUUCUGUUACGAGCCUUAUGACGAAUUAGUUUUAAUGCAGUUGCAACAGUUCAAGGGUUACAGGCUCAUUUCUGUCGAAAAAGACAUGAGAGACGACAAGGCUGCAAGUGAUUUAACCAACUUGGGGGAAGAUAGUUUAAGAAGAAGUGAAAUAAAUGACUUGACAAGUUGGCUUAAAGGGGUGCUAAAAGACAAGGCGGCUAACGUAAACGCCACCACCAGACUUCAAAACCAUCCCUGUGUUAUAACUGUAGAAGAAAUGGCUGCUGCAAGACAUUUUAUAAAAACGCAGAGCCAUCAAAUUGACGAACAAAGAAGAUUUGCGUUGUUACAACCCCAAUUAGAGAUCAACCCUAAGCAUCCAUUAAUAAAAAAGAUGUAUCGGUUGAUGCAAGACGACCCUCCGUUAGGUGAGUUACUGGCGAAACAGCUCUUUGCCAACGCAAUGGUUGGGGCGGGCUUAGUGGACGACCCACGAAUGCUACUGACAUCUAUUAACGAACUUCUAGAACGAGCGCUUACGAAACACUAAGUUAGUUAUUUGAUUGUACCGAAAAGUCUGUGAUUCUUUUGUAAUGAUAAUAGAAACCUCUUUGUUUUAAA
This is a messenger RNA of Agrilus planipennis (emerald ash borer), 2442 nucleotides long. It is a transcript of the gene Trap1, whose product is annotated as heat shock protein 75 kDa, mitochondrial. Lineage: Eukaryota; Metazoa; Arthropoda; Insecta; Coleoptera; Buprestidae. The record is from RefSeq and is a predicted model, not a curated record. Gene Ontology annotation, biological process: protein folding. Gene Ontology annotation, molecular function: ATP-dependent protein folding chaperone; protein kinase binding; ATP binding. Gene Ontology annotation, cellular component: mitochondrial inner membrane. The transcript is spliced from 14 exons. The coding region runs from base 281 to 2371 and encodes 696 amino acids.